AUGGGGAUUAACAAGUCGGGGGGAGAUUUGGCAGAUUCAACCCCAGCUAUGAGCAAAUUGCUUGGCUCCGAAGCCGAUUCUCAAAGAACUCUGUAUCCAUAUGUUACUGGUACCUCAGUGGUUGGCAUCAAGUAUAAAGAUGGCAUUCUCUUGGCUGCAGAUAUGGGAGGUUCAUAUGGGUCUACCCUGCGUUACAAAACCGUGGAGCGAUUGAAGCCUGUAGGAAGGCACUCUGUUAUAGGUGCCAGUGGUGAAAUAAGCGAUUUUCAGGAGAUAAUGCGCUAUCUUGAUGAGCUUAUCUUAUAUGAUAACAUGUGGGACGAUGGAAACUCUCUGGGACCUAAGGAGGUCCAUAACUACCUGACAAGGGUGAUGUACAAUCGUCGUAAUAAGUUCAACCCACUUUGGAACUCACUUGUGCUUGGGGGAAUAAAAAACGGGCAGAAGUAUCUUGGGACGGUUAGCAUGAUUGGUGUGCACUAUGAGGACAACCAUUUGGCAACUGGAUUUGGUAAUCACCUUGCUCGGCCCAUUCUGCGUGAUGAAUGGAAUGAGAACUUGACAUAUGAAGAGGGUGUAAAAUUGCUGGAGAAAUGCAUGCGUGUGCUCCUUUAUCGCGAUAGAUCGGCUGUUAACAAACUUCAGAUUGCAAAAAUCACUGAGGAAGGUAUCACGAUUUCUAAGCCAUAUGCAUUGAAGACUUUCUGGGAUUUCAAUGCUUUCAAGAAUCCCACUGCAGAAGGAGAAGAAAAGAAGGUGUCUGGUGGGAGAAGAAUAGUGACUGGAUUUUCUCCAGUCUCUUCAGCUCAUGUUUUCUGGAAAUCCAGAAGAAGCUCUGCUGCAACCAACACGAAGAACACAAACGAGGCAUUACAAAAACCGAGCAUGCAGGACAACAAAGAUAAAAAAGAACCGGCAAACAGCUUCUCCUUCUCCAUCCUUUCCGAAAAGCGUAAGGCUUUGUUCGAGUCGCUCGAGCCAGUCAACAACGCGAACGGAAAACGCCCGUCAGCAGAUUCCCUACUCCCACCUCCCGAUUUUGAGUCCGCUACCUACCCCAAAGGCUGGCUCAUUGGGAAAAAACGGAAGCUUGUCAAUGUUGAUGUUGUCGAGAGCAUGCGGAGGAUUGCUGUUCAAGAAAUGAACCGAAAGGACAGGGAGAUUGAUGGGCUUAACGAGCAACUAGAAGAGGAUGCACGGUGCCUAGAGCAUUUACAGCUGCAGCUUCUUGACGAAAGAAGCAAACGAGCUGAUGUGGAGAGACAGAAUGCAAUGCUUCAAGAACAGAUAACGAUGCUUAUGGAGAUGGUGCAGGAGAACGAACCAGUGGACGAGGACGAACAAGGUCCCGAUGGAAACUAAAAUUGUUUUUCCAAUUAUUAAUUUGUGCCUUUAUAUUCUUUAUGUGCACAUGCUGUGGUAUGUAGUGUAGAAAGUAUAGAAUUAAAGGGUUUGUCUGCUAAACUGUGUAUACAUUCCUGUGUUUCAUCCUUAUUUAUGGUCUUUUUUUUUU
Striga asiatica is the source of this 1513-nucleotide messenger RNA. The record is from the annotation of a GenBank genome assembly. Lineage: Eukaryota; Viridiplantae; Streptophyta; Magnoliopsida; Lamiales; Orobanchaceae.